UUGAUUUUCACCUUUUCUUUUCGCCACAUACGCUGCGCAGUGUGCGCAUACACUCUCGCUUGAAGAGGGAGAUGUCUCAGCGUAGGCUCGCUCGCCAUUUAAGCCCCCUUCCCUUUGGUCUGACCAUCCCAAAGUAGUACGUUCUGCUCCAGCUUUUCGUUAUCCCUCCAUACAGGAUUCGCUUCAGGUUGCUCAGAUGUCGCCAUUACAGAGUUUCCCUCCCGAAGCAGGCAGGACGAACCGUGGCAUGCUUACGGAAUAUUUCCUUCCUACUACGUAUCAGAGAUCAGCCUGGUCUGCUAGGUUGGUUCUGGAACAUGCAUAUAGUUGUCACCACCUUAGCUGUGAACCAAAAAUAAAAAUAAAAUUCAAUUGGGCGGCCAUUAGCUGGUGCGUGUGCCCAUUGACCCGCAAUAGUUUUGGAUUCAUUUAAAAAAAAUCGACCAACCGGGCUCUAGUACCUGGUGGCAAUUAUCGUAAAGAAGUACAGACAUGCAGCAGUCAAUCCGUGAUGCUGAAAUUAAUUCCGCACAUUUUUGGAUUCACGAUCUUUACACACGUUCUCUCUUUUUAUGGCUAUUGGUUCUGGUCAGUUGUUUAUGUGAAUGAAAUUUUGCUCUAAAAUUAGAAAUAGCUAAAGAUGAUUGGAUUUCUUGCUGUGUUUGUCUGGGUCCACCAUGAGCGGGCCUGGCAAAUUAUUUGUAAUGACGCUUAUUUGCAUGCCUAGCUGUGGUCAUGGUUACUUAUUGCCAUCUUCACAUGCAUGACAAAAUUAUUGCCAGCAAGAAAUGGAAGUAUUAUACAAUUUACUGAGAUCCAAGAUAGGUGUAUCUGUCCUUUCAUGACUUGAAAAUGUACCAGUUGACAAUACGAUUUGCUAGUUGAGUUGUUGUAUGUUGAUUCGUCUCCUCACCCCAUGGCUGCAUGUGUCCACCUAGGUGUAAGCCAGGCCAUGUUUUGUGGUUGACAGACAAAUAUUAUUUUGUACUACUAAACUUGGCCGGCCUCAAUUAUUGGUUGGAUAGAAGUUGACUACAGCUCAUCUGCAAUUGCAAAUUUCAUCUUGAACCCUGGCCUUUUGAUCCGUGUGGGGUCAGGACAAAUGUGACGUCCUUGCCUGUGAUUGAAUUUAUUCUGAGUUCACUGAAUUAUGCUUCUGCUCUGACCUAACAAGGGACAGGUAGUUGCCACAUCUUUUGCGCUGUGGUGUGCGAUAACCAAGUCCAGCCAUGCUUAUAUGAUGAAUUAGUUCCCCAACUAACAUUGGUACCCACAAUAUUUGAUCAAUUUCGCUGUAAUAGUUUUUCAUGAUUUGCUGAUAAGAUCAUGAUUUACGCAUGAAUAAUGAUAGCCGCAUCUUCUUGGUAGUUAAUCAGUUUUCUGGUCCCUGCAUUAUGGAGGUUGCCUUGCAUAGUCCUCUCCCUCUUCCUCUUGAAUAGAGUGAACCAGUACUUUUCUGUACAUAGGCGGUGCAAACCUUCAUACUUCAUACCAUUCAUGGUUUUAAAUUUUAUACAUUUUGGAUAUUUUCUUUCCACCUAUUAUUCUUAUGGGUGUACUCAGGCCGUGCCUUCUUGUUUUCUGUUGUCACAAAUACUUGCAAUGGUAUUCUGGUAAUCUAGCCAUAAGCUAACCUUGCAAGCUUCUUUUUUGUUCCCCCCUAAUUUCACUACAUAUUAUGAGGAAAGUGUUUUUUUAAUUGCAGUCUUGCAGAUCACUCUUUAGCACAAGAGUCAUCAACUUGUAUGUUUCACAUUCUCAUUUUUGCCUCCAUCUCAUGAUUAGGUCUACCUUUUACAAGAUUCCCUAUUUAUCGUGAGAAUGAAGCGCAUGAGUAGAAUGCCCACAAGGAAGGCCCAUUCAUGGUGGUGGGACAGUCAUAUUAGUCCCAAAAACAACAAAUGGCUAGCUGAUAAUCUAGAAGAGAUGGAUAAGCAAGUUAAAGAGAUGCUGAAGCUCAUUGAGGAUGAAGGAGAUUCUUUUGCAAAGAAGGCUGAGAUGUAUUACCAAAGGCGUCCUUUGCUUGUCACCCAUGUUGAAAAUUUCUACCGCAUGUAUCGUGCUCUUGCUGAGCGUUAUGACAAUGUGACUGGGGAACUACGAAAAAACAUGCCAUCAUCUCUCAAAUCACAGGGCUCAGGUAUAUCUGAAUCUGACUCUGAGGCACAGUCUACUCCCGCAUCUCCUGAGUCUGAAAAGAAGACCUCAAAAGAGAAGGGUAAAAAGGGAAGUGAUGGAUCGUCAUCAUCUUCUUCUUCUGAUUCUGAUUCCGAGGUUGAUGAAGCGAACCAAGAGAAUGGCAAUGGGAUUACUCAUGCACUGAAUGAACGAGUUAUUGAGCUAGAAGAUGAGCUCAAGGAAGCAAUGGAGAAACUUGAGGCACUCGAGGAAAAGAAUAUGCGGUGCCAAUGUGAAAACCUUGAAGAGAAGUUGCUAGCUUCGCAAUCAGAAAUCAACAGCCUUCAGAAGGAUCUUGAAGAAAAGGUCCGUUCAUUGGAGAGUAUCAAAGAAAUUAGCAGUGAAAAGGAGGAUUUGGAAGCUGCAGUUCUGGAAAACAAGAACAAGUUCGAGGAAUUAAAAGGGGAAAUGGCCUUAGCAGCCAAGCAUCAUGAGGCCCAACUUUCAUAUCGUGACCUUGAAAUUGAGAAAUGCAAGCGGGAGCUUGAGGAAGUAUCUGAGAGGCAUACCUAUGAUAAGUCUAUUCUUGAGACUGAAAUCGGAGAUCUCCAAGAAGUGGUCAAGAACUUGGAAGGGAACUUGGCAAAACUGUCGGAAGAGAAGUUGCAGCUUGAGGCACAGGUUAUGGAGCUUGAACAAACAUCUCACAGCCUAGAUGAUUCAUCUGCUGAAAUUAAGAAGCUACAAAAGGUAAUCAAGGAUCUGCAAGCAAGACUGGAAAAUGAUUCAAAUGAGAAGAGAGUGCUCGAGGAACGUGCUAUCGAGUUUGAGCAAGUUCAUAGGGAGUUAGAGGAUUCGAGGGCUGAAACAGUGGAGCUACAAACUAGAAUUGAGAAACUCAAAGCUGAUCUGGAAGGAGCACUUCAAGAGAAAUCGAUGUUGGAGGGCUCUGUCAAGGAUCUGGAACAUGCCAUUGCUAGUAAGUUGGAGAAAUUCUCUCUUGAGAAGUCCUCUCUCGAUGCUGAGAUCCUACAACUGUCAGAAGCUAAUGCUUCUCUUGAAGACAAGUUGUCAUCCACAGAGGCGCAGCUUAAGCAACUUCAUGCCGAAAAGGCAGAAGCAUCUGUUGAGAGUGAGAAACUGAUCUCUGGAUUGAAGCAAGAUAUUGCCAAUCUUAAGACAGAGCUCGAGUUACUGUCCUCACAGAAAGCUGCAGUUGAUAAUAAGGUGUCUGGUUUGCUGAGUGAUCUCGCAACUUGUGAUGAAAAGAUGAAGGAGAUGGAUAGCCACUUGCAUCAGCUACACCUGGAGCAUGUGCAAGUGAUAGCAGAGGCAGAUGCCGCACGGAAGUCCGUGGCAGAACUGCGUGCACGGGUGCGUGAGCUCGAGGAAGAGGUUGAGAGGCAGAAGCUCAUGGCGUUCGAUAGCGCAGAGGGGAAGCGGGAGGCAAUCAGGCAGCUGUGCUUCUCGCUCGAGCACUAUCGUGACGGGUAUCAGCAGCUCCGGCAAGUUCUGCAGGGCCACAAGAGGCCGAUGGUGAUGGCGACGUGAUCAGCCAACCAGCAGCUUGCUGGAUCCUUCUCUCUGGAUGCCUAAAAUCAGUAUGUCCAUGUAAUGUAAACAUCCCUUUCCCUUUCCCCUUUCUUCAUGUAGCUUCGGUCUACUCCUUAGUAGUCCUGGUAAAAGCUUGUGCUCUGUAGUUGCUUCAGCUACUGGUACCCUAUGAUGUGUGUGGUGUAAUAUAUUAUGGAUCAUUGUGGCAUUCCUUUUUCAAUCAAUCUGCCUGUUGCCGCGA
Messenger RNA from Triticum urartu, 3913 nucleotides. The record is from RefSeq and is a predicted model, not a curated record. Lineage: Eukaryota; Viridiplantae; Streptophyta; Magnoliopsida; Poales; Poaceae.